This is a messenger RNA of Fundulus heteroclitus (mummichog), 970 nucleotides long. RefSeq names its product claudin k (gene cldnk). The transcript has a single exon. The record is from RefSeq and is a predicted model, not a curated record. Bases 16 to 663 code for a protein of 215 amino acids. Gene Ontology annotation, cellular component: plasma membrane; bicellular tight junction. Gene Ontology annotation, molecular function: structural molecule activity. Gene Ontology annotation, biological process: cell adhesion; bicellular tight junction assembly. NCBI's taxonomy places the organism in Eukaryota, Metazoa, Chordata, Actinopteri, Cyprinodontiformes, Fundulidae.
AAAGCACCUUCCGUCAUGGCAACCACGGGCAUGCAGCUGCUGGGCCUGAUCAUGUCGAUCGUUGGCUGGGUGGGUGGCUUAGUAGUGUGCGCCAUCCCCCUGUGGCGGGUCACUGCUUUCAUAGGCAACAACAUAGUGACGGCUCAAAUCAUCUGGGAAGGCCUGUGGAUGAAUUGCAUAGUGCAGAGCACGGGUCAGAUCCAGUGUAAGGUGUACGAUAGCUUGCUGGCUCUGCCCAGCGACAUGCAGGCCGCCCGCGGCCUCACUGUGUUCUCCAUCCUGCUCUGCGGCGUAGCUCUGGCCCUGGCAGUCCUCGGAGUCAAAUGCACCAAAUGCAUCGGCAUCAACAGCCUCAAGGCCCGCAUCGCUCGCAUUUCCGGCGCGUUGUUCGCCAUCGCGGGGUUCCUUUACCUCGUCCCUGUCUGCUGGACCGCCCAUUCCAUCAUCAGGGAUUUCUACGACCCGCACGUGGCAGCCCCACACAAGCGGGAGCUCGGCCCUGCCCUCUACAUCGGCUGGGUGGCAUCGGCUCUGCUCCUGAUCGGCGGCUCUCUGCUCUACGGAGGGUCCAGUCCCCCCGGCAUCCCAGGCUCUCCCACCUUCAGCAGCGGCGAAAGCAGUCCCCGCAGGGCUCCUGCAACACAGGUCAAAGGUUACGUCUGAAAGCCCCUCGUCGAAUCCACCACAAACGAUGACAUUAUGACUCAUUUUUGCUCCUCUUGAGUUUGCUCCUUUUUCAUAAUUAUGCCUAUAAUGUUUCUCCAGUUUACAUUUUUUUUCUUUUUCUUAUUUAAAGCUACACGAAGCUCUAUAGAGAAAAUGUAAUUUUUUUUUAUGAUUUCAUACCUAUUUUUUUUUUAAAUAACACUUUGUUUCUGUCUGUCAGUCAAAUACAAUAAAAGUUGUAUCCUCUCAUGAGGAAAAUUGUGUGUGCACAUUUUUACCAAUAUAAAAUCUUUUAAAAACCUUU